Molecule: messenger RNA, 3564 nt
Organism: Penicillium macrosclerotiorum
Lineage: Eukaryota; Fungi; Ascomycota; Eurotiomycetes; Eurotiales; Aspergillaceae
Exons: 2
Coding region: 1-3564 (1187 amino acids)
Biological process (GO): peptide catabolic process
Cellular component (GO): mitochondrion; cytosol
Molecular function (GO): metal ion binding; metalloendopeptidase activity
Source: RefSeq, a predicted model, not a curated record
AUGCGCCCAAGGUCCUCUACUGCACGCCCGUGGUUGUGGUACAGACGCCUGAGUUGCAAUCCAACUGCACGCCCAUAUUUGUUGACACGCAUCUCGACCGUGACUCGUCCCGCUCGCUCCCAGUCCCCGGUCCCAGUUUCACCAUUCGAGCACCGCUGGACCCGCUCAUUCUUCCAUACAUCCUCCCACCUGUCCCUCAGCCCCUCCCCUUCAACCAUGACGCAGAUCGAACGCAUUACAGAAUGUCUGGAGAAGCCGGACUUGGAUGACCGUUCCUACCGGGUCAUUCGACUACCGAAUCAGCUCGAGGCACUACUGGUGCACGAUCCUGAUACCGACAAGGCCAGUGCUGCCGUCAACGUUAAUGUCGGAAACUUUUCUGAUGAAGAUGACAUGCCAGGGAUGGCACAUGCUGUAGAGCAUUUGCUGUUCAUGGGCACAAAAAAGUACCCCAAGGAGAACGCCUACAACCAGUACCUAGCCGCCCAUUCGGGCUCCUCCAAUGCAUACACUGCCGCGACCGAAACGAACUAUUUCUUUGAGGUAUCGGCCACUGGCGACUCAAGCGCGCCGAAAUCUACCGGUCAGAACACCCCCACCGAGUCUAUAAAUGGGACAAACGGCAUUGCCAGCGAUGCCUCAUCUACCAACACUUCGGAAACAGACGGUCGGUCGCCGUUGUAUGGUGCGCUUGAUCGUUUUGCCCAAUUCUUUGUUUCUCCGCUCUUCUUGGAGUCCACAUUGGAUCGGGAGCUGCGUGCUGUGGAUUCGGAGAACAAGAAGAACCUUCAGAGUGAUUUGUGGCGAUUGAUGCAGUUGAACAAGUCACUCUCCAAUCCCAAACAUCCGUAUCACCACUUUUCCACGGGUAACCUGCAGACUCUCAAGGAAGACCCGCAGAAACGCGGUCUUGAGGUCCGCAGUGAAUUCAUCCGAUUCUAUGAGAAGCAUUACUCAGCCAACCGAGCCAAACUGGUAGUCUUAGGACGAGAGAGUCUAGACGUACUGGAACAAUGGGUCUACGAGCUGUUUGCGGAUGUGGAAAACAAGAAUUUGCCCCAGAACCGUUGGGACGAUGUCCAGCCUUUCUCGGAGGAGGACAUGUGCACACAGGUUUUUGCCAAGCCGGUCAUGGACUCCCGCUCUAUGGACAUGUAUUUCCCCUUCCUGGAUGAGGAGAACCUGAACGAGUCUCAGCCAAGCCGCUAUAUUAGCCACUUGAUUGGCCACGAAGGCCCCGGUAGUGUUCUUUCUUACUUGAAGGCUCAAGGUUGGGCCAAUGGCCUCUCAGCAGGCGCUAUGCCCAUUUGUCCCGGCUCCGCCUUCUUCACUAUUUCGGUUCGUCUGACCCCCGAGGGCUUGAAGCAGUACCAGGAGGUUGCCAAGGUGAUCUUUGAGUAUAUCGCUAUGAUCAAGGAGCGUGAGCCGGAACAGUGGAUCUUCGACGAAAUGAAGAACUUGGCCGAGGUUGAUUUCCGGUACAAGCAGAAGACCCCCGCGAGCCGUUUCACCAGUCGCCUGAGCAGUGUGAUGCAGAAACAACUCCCUCGUGAGCACCUGCUCAGUGGUUCCUUGCUGCGACGAUUCGAUCCGGAGAUCAUCAAGAAGGCAUUGACUUAUCUGCGUGCUGAUAACUUCCGCCUCAUUAUUGUGUCCCAGGAUUAUCCGGGUCAAUGGGACAAGAAGGAAAAGUGGUACGGUACUGAGCACAAGGUCGAGAAGAUUCCUCAGGACUUCUUGGGAAGUAUUCAGGAGGCCCUGCAAUCGACAGCGGCGACUCGUACUUCUAACGUCCAUAUGCCUCACAAGAACGAGUUUGUGCCGACUAGACUGUCUGUGGAGAAGAAAGAGGUCCCGGAGCCCGCGAAGACACCAAAGUUGAUUCGUCACGAUGAGCGUGUUCGAUUAUGGUUCAAAAAGGAUGACCGAUUCUGGGUUCCUAAGGGAACAGUUCAUGUGACGUUGCGCAACCCGCUGGUGUGGGCUACACCGGCCAAUCUUAUCAAGACCAAGCUCUACUGUGAGCUCGUGCGAGACUCUUUGGACGAAUAUUCCUAUGAUGCCGAGCUCGCAGGAUUGGACUACCACCUUGCAGCGAACAUCUUGGGCCUAGAUGUCUCGGUCGGUGGAUAUAACGACAAGAUGUCUGUUCUUCUGGAGAAGGUUUUGACCACCAUGCGGGGCCUAGUUAUCAGCCAGGACCGGUUCAAUAUCAUCAAAGAGCGCCUCACGCGGGCAUUCCGCAAUGCCGAGUACCAGCAGCCUUUCUACCAAGUUGGCGACUACACACGAUACCUUUUGGCAGAGCGCAGCUGGGUCAAUGAGCAGUACAUUGAGGAGCUAGAGCAUAUUCAAGCGGAUGAUAUUGUCAACUUCUUCCCUCAGCUACUGGAGCAGACUCACAUCGAGGUGUUGGCUCACGGUAACCUUUACAAGGAGGACGCCCUGCGUAUGACAGAUCUUGUGGAAAAGACUCUUGAGGGCCGGCCUCUUCCUCCAUCACAGUGGUAUUUGCGACGCAAUAUGGUUCUGCCUCCGGGCAGUAACUUCGUCUACCCCCGGACGCUCAAGGAUCCCGCAAAUGUCAACCACUGUAUCGAGUACUACCUCUAUAUUGGAAUCUUCUCCGACGAUACACUACGCGCCAAGCUGCAACUGUUUUCUCAGCUGACUGACGAGCCUGCCUUUGACCAGCUCCGUAGCAAGGAGCAGCUCGGGUACGUCGUAUGGAGUGGAUCGCGCUAUAAUGCGACCACCAUGGGCUAUCGUGUAAUCAUCCAGAGUGAACGCACAACGCAGUACUUGGAGUCUCGAAUUGAAUCGUUCUUGACCGAAUUUGGCGUGGCACUUGACAAAAUGCCGGAGGAGGAGUUCGAGGGUCACAAGCGAAGUGUUAUCAACAAGCGCCUGGAGAAGCUCAAGAACCUGGGCUCGGAAACUAGCCGCUACUGGUCCCAUGUCGGAUCGGAGUACUUUGACUUCUUGCAACACGAGACCGAUGCAGCGAACGUGCGUUUGCUCACCAAGCAGGAUUUGACUGCUUUCUACAAACAGUAUAUCCAGCCCGGUUCAACCACCCGCGCUAAGCUGUCCAUCCACCUGAACGCGCAGUCGGGAACCAAGGCUGAUGAGAACAACCCGUCUGACAAGCGCGCCCGUUUGGUCGAUAUUGUCUACAAGCAGCUUGAAGCUUCUGGGUUUGCUGUGGACCUUUCCCGUCUAUCAAGGGCUUUUGAGCAAGUGGAUAUGGCUCUGAUCGACCAAUCUCAGAUUUUGUUUAUCGCCAAGACUUUCCUGGCUGCUGACCUGAGUCUGUCCCCCGAGCAGAUCACCCCGGUCACUGAGAAGCUAGAGCAUGCCCUCGGCCCCCAACUGAAGCAACUUGGCCCGGAGCCAAACGAAACCGACCAGGCCUCUUCAACCAACGGGACCUCGGUCAUUAAUGCCCAAGAAGCCAUAACCAUCACAGACGUGCCUACCUUCAAGGCUCGUCUUCCUGUCAGCACUGGCCCCGUGCCGGUGUCUGAUCUCACCGAGUUCGAAGACUUCGAUGCGAAGCUUUAA